UAUGUAAUGAACGAGUCUGUAUUCAGAAAUUAAUUGAAUGUCUUGUAUAUUUUUUGUCUUUUGUCAUAACUUUUAUGUUUUCGGUUAAGAGGAAUCAAUAAUUAUUUUAGUUACUAUUUGAAUGAGUUUUCUUAAACAAAUUAUCUUUAACUGAAUCAUAUUAACCAUUAAAGUUUAAUGACUUGAUUGAUUCUUUUAUAUGAUGAUCAUCUAGUAUGCAGGGCUGCACAUUUUUAUUAUUGUUGGAAAGAAUUAUUCAAGAAAUCACUAAUUCUUUUAAUAUUUUUAAUAUUAGUAUGCCUAAAACCAAUACAGAACUGUUUUUUUAUUAAUCAAUUUUAUAUGUUGCAAUAUGUUUUUUGAGAGAAAUGCUUGUUGCAAUAUUUACCUGAAUCAUAGUUGGAUAUUUGACGUGUCUUUAAGAUAUUAUUCUGUAAUUUGUAAAUUAUGACGCGUAUAAAAAUCGUUUUAAGCCAAGUAGGACAACAGAUUUGAUACGUGGUGGUCUAAGUCUUAGAUAACCGUGUUGAGAAAUUCCAACUAAGAUAACAUUUUUCUAUUCUUAACUCAUUUUUUGUAAAAAUAGUUGCUCUCAGUUCAGCUAGCGAAGACCACCAAGGCACCAAAAUUCUGUUCAUGAUAAGGAAAACAAACCCAUCAUCAUUUUCAUCAUUCAACAAAUAGUAGCAGGAUCAUCAUAUUGCUAUAUCAUCCUCAUAAAACAAGAGAUGUUAAGCAUGCAUUAUUAAGUAUAAUAAAUUAAAUCACGUACGUUGAUUUCUUCUUUUUGAAAAAUCACGUACGUUGAUUUGAAAAUGCAGUAUCGUGAUCUUGCAAGCACUCAUAAUGAAAUGGAUGAUGAUUCAAAAGAGAAUGAGGAAUUGGUCUCAAACAUAGUAAUCAUGGGUGUCUCCAUGUUACUUAUUGGAUUGGUGACCAUUGCUAUUGUUGGCAACAUAAACGGUGGUUCAGAAAACGAAGCGAAUUUGAAGACCAUUAAUUCUAUUUGUGAAAAAACAGAGGCACCAGAAAGUUGUCUUCAUGUCUUAAAACACGUAGGUGAAAGAGCCACAGUUUUGAAUUAUGUUAAAGCUUCUAUUAAUGCAACCCUUGAAGAAUUAUCAGUGGUUAACAUUCCUAAACCUUAUCUUGAAAGGAUCCUAACACCUUUGCAGGUACAAUCUUAUAAAGAUUGUUUAGAAUUGUUGAAUAUGGGAAAAGAAGAACUAGAAUAUUUAUAUAUGGUGGCAAAUUCCUCUAUUAAAGAUGAGGUAUGCACUAUAAACCCUGAUGAUGUUGUCAAUAGUUUAAGUGCUAUAAUUUCAUAUCAACAAACUUGUACAAUUGAAUUGGUGAGAACAAAUAGCUAUGACCUUUUGGGAUAUUCAUUGAAAUUGCCAAUUCUACUUACAAAGAUUACACUAGCCAUUGUUGAUAAUUUCCUCGAGAGGCCGAACAUGGAAGGUCGACUACUCGAAGGGGGUAAAAAAUGGAUUCCAAGAGCUGAGCACAAAUUUAUGGAAGUUGAGGAGACAAGAAUAGUUGUAGCUCAAGAUGGAAGUGGUAAUUUCAGAACCAUAACUGAGUCACUAAAUGAAUGUGCAAAGAAUAAAAAUAGUUCAUGUGUUAUUUAUGUGAAGAAAGGUAAAUAUGAGGAGAGAGUUGUGGUACCUAAGAAGUUAGAUCAAGUGUUAAUGUAUGGUGAUGGACCUAUGAAUACCAUUGUCAUUGGAAUCAACACAAGACACAUCACCAUGGUCACAACACCCUUUCAUUCAGCUACUUUUGUUGUAAAGGGGAAAGGAUUCACCUGCAAAGACAUGGGUUUCAUUGCUCCAACUGAUAUACCAGGAGCACCAGCAUUGAGUGUACUUUCUGAUCAUGCAGCAUUCUUCAACUGCAAAAUUGAAGGUGGAGAAGGAACCUUAUACGCCAUAGCACAACGCCAAUUCUAUCGAGACUGCGAAAUUCGCGGUAGCGUAGACAUAAUCAAAGGAGACUCAACAACUCUAAUUCAAAACUCAAAAAUCAUUAUAACACCUCAAAACACAUCUAACAUAGUUUUAAGGAAAAAUGUGGUGAGUGUUCAAUCAAGGUUAGAUAAAUAUGAAAGAACAGGACUUGUGAUUCAAAACUGCACUAUAAUAGCAUCAUCAGAAGGUGAAGAAAAUGAUGAUAAUCUUGUUGGGUCAACUUGUUUGGGAAUUCCACGUAGUGAAUAUUCAAGAACAAUCAUAAUGGAAUCGUUUCUUGGUGAUGUUAUACGUCCAAGAGGUUGGUGUAAAUGGAGUGAUAAUUAUGGAAUUGAUACAGCAACAUUUCGUGAGUAUAAUAACAGAGGACCUGGUGCAAGAAAUGAUAAGAGGGUUCAUUGGGAGAGUUAUAGAACAGUUUCUAUAGAUCAGAGAAAUGAUGAAAUGAUGAGUUAUACAGCUGCUGAGUUUAUUCAAGCUGACCAAUGGUUGAUGAAUUCUAGUAUUCCAUAUGAAUCUGGUUUUUUCUUCCAUAAAUAGAUUAAUAUUAAUUUGGACUGCGUAUUAUUUUAUGUAAUUGUAAUUAGAGUUGUGUGCUAGUAGGAUUAUAUGUCUAUUGAUAGGUAGGAGUCAUUAAAUUGAUUGAUUCAAAUUAAUACUAAACUAGAUUCAAAGUGGUACUAUUUUUUAUUUGUUAUUUAUAAAGUUCAAAAU
This is a messenger RNA of Cicer arietinum (chickpea), 2687 nucleotides long. Its product is annotated as pectinesterase-like. The record is from RefSeq and is a predicted model, not a curated record. NCBI's taxonomy places the organism in Eukaryota, Viridiplantae, Streptophyta, Magnoliopsida, Fabales, Fabaceae. Gene Ontology annotation, biological process: cell wall modification. Gene Ontology annotation, molecular function: pectinesterase activity; enzyme inhibitor activity.